CAUAACUCGUGUAACUUGCAUUCUUCCAUUAGCCGUUAGAUCAACUGAAUUUACGGACUUUCUUGCACAACAGUCUAUGAUGAUUGUGGAUUACGACAAGGAUGAUUUACUGGGCGAAGGCGUAGAAUCCUAUGUGUUUAAGGGCACUUUUGCUGGCGAUGAAGUUGCCGUGAAAAGGAUGGAAAAAAAAUUUGGACAAAAAAAAGCAAACGAGGAGAAAGAUUUUCAAACCCGCGAAGAAAAAGCCAUGAAACAAUUUAAUCACCCCAACGUUCUCAAAUUACUAGAGGUACAAGAAGAUGAAAAUUUCAAGUAUUUGAUAUUGGAACACUGUUUGGGAACACUUCUCGACUACAUCAAAGGAAAGUACACCGACCAGAUGCCUACAGAAAUCGACGGAAUGAUCCAAAUGGCUAGCGGAUUGCAAUACAUUCACGACCAGAAAUUUGUUCAUCGAGAUAUCAAACCCGCAAAUGUAUUGAUUUCUAAAUCUCACGUUCUGAAAGUAUCGGAUUUCGGACACUGCCGAGAAGUUACAGAAUCCGGAAGUUUCUCAAUGUCUAGCGGAGAAAAGGGUACCAGGAAGUACAACUCUCCGGAAUACCUUCACUUGGAAGAAGAGAAAAACAUAGAGGAAAGAAAAAAAAUUCGAGCUAAUGUUUCGACAGACAUCUUUUCUUUAGGCUGCGUGUUUUUUAGCUACAUCACAAAGGGCGGUCAUCCUUUCGCUGGUGGAAAGAAUUCCGAACAUACAACCGUCGCCAACAUCUACGAAGGCAAAAAAUCCAUGGACAACGUUGACUCUGGUCUAGCAAGGGAUCAUUAUGCAUUUUCGAUGAUUGACGGCAUGACGAAGGUUGGUGCAAACGACCGUUGGAGUCUGGACAAAGUUUUGGAAACUCUAAACAACCAGAAGCUGAAAUUUUCAGAAUAAGAAAAAGCAAAUUGAUUUUGUUUAACAAAUUAAGAUGCAUAUCACAAACGAAA
Molecule: messenger RNA, 987 nt
Organism: Daphnia carinata
Lineage: Eukaryota; Metazoa; Arthropoda; Branchiopoda; Diplostraca; Daphniidae
Product: serine/threonine-protein kinase/endoribonuclease ire-1-like
Exons: 4
Coding region: 77-934 (285 amino acids)
Biological process (GO): IRE1-mediated unfolded protein response; protein phosphorylation; intrinsic apoptotic signaling pathway in response to endoplasmic reticulum stress
Cellular component (GO): IRE1-TRAF2-ASK1 complex
Molecular function (GO): protein serine/threonine kinase activity; RNA endonuclease activity; ATP binding
Source: RefSeq, a predicted model, not a curated record